GUAUCCCCACCAGCACCACCACUCUACCCAGACCAACCCCAACCCCUAACCCCAACCCGCACCCAACCCCUCUCACCCACACACUCAUACACUCGUCGCCAGUCCAUUGUCAACGUACAAUAUGGCAGGCACAAGCAAGAGAAAGCGCUCCUCUGGCGACGACGGCAAGGUUGACAAGCGGGCCAAGGAUCUCUCCGGCAAGGCCAAGUCCAAGUCCAAGUCCAAGGACAAGUCCAAGUCCAAAUCCAAGUCCAAGUCCAAGUCGAAGGACAAGUCCAAGGCCAAGGACAAGUCCAAGGCCAAGCCGCCGGCAUCAACAAUGGCCAGCACGGCGCCGAAAGGCGAUGGCUUGCUCUUCCCGGCGCUGGCCAAACCUCUGUCUGCGGUGGCCGAGACGAUCAAGAAUGCUGCUAAUGCCAAGACGAGCAAGAAUGCCGUAGAUGCGCCGGUGGAGAAGCUGACCAAGUUGCAGCGCGGUCUGGUGUCCAAGAUUGUGGAGCGCAAGAAGGCGGUCAAGGGCGGCAAGGGUGGAAAGGGCGGCAAGAACACAUACACCAAGACGCCCGAGCAAAAGGCCGAGGCCGAACGGAAGAACCGGUGCACGGUACUGAUCAAGGGUUUGCCCGGUGGCGUCACCGACCGCGGCAUCAAGAAGCUGUGCCAGUCGAUCGGCCCGAUUGCGUCAAUCAAGACGGCCCGCGACAAGGAGACCGGCAAGUGCCUCGGCUUUUCCUGGAUCGAGUUCAAGUACGACGACCUGCCUGCACGCGCUGCGCAGAGGUUGCACAACUCGUACUAUUUGGGCGUUCAGAUCUCGGUUGUCCCGCGCAACUCCAAGGUCAAGACCUCUCAGCGCAAGAUCGAGGCCGAGCAGCGCCGCCGCGAGGCCAAACUGGCGCUCAACGCUGAGCUGGGCAUCACCGAGAAGCAAGGCGACGACGAGGCUUCUGCUGCUGCCGCAGACAUUGAUCCCGACCUCGAAAUUCUCCGUGGCGCCGACGAAGAUAUUGCGCCUGGCAACGUCGACCAAGACUUGCUCGCCAAGCUCGUCGGCCGCAUCCAGACCGCUCGCAAGACCGGCUUCAUUCCCAAGCCUAUCACUGACCUCGAUGCUGUCGAUGACGACGACGACGAUGACGCUGCUGCCGCGGGUGGCGAAGCGCCUGCAACCCGCAAGCGGACUGUCGAAGACUAUGCCGAGCUCUCCAAGUCGCUUGCUGGCAAGACGCCGACCGUCUUUGUCGGCAACAUGCCGUUCACGAUGGAUGAGCCCUCACUUCGGUCCUUUAUCACCGGCCUCGGCUUUGGCGACAUUGCCGACAUCCGCCUCAUCUUCGACAACACCAAGCGCCGUCCGGUCUUCAAGGGCGCCGCCACCGUCGAGUUUAACUCGCCUGAGGUCGCUGCCAACUUUGUCAAGCUCCCACGUCACCACCUCAAGACCGGCGGCCGCAAGCUGCGUCUUCUCCUUGCCCGCGAGCACCGCCUCGCCCAGGAUCAGGUCCAGAUGCAUGCCCAGGCCCAGGCCGAUGCCGAGGCCGUGGCUGAGGUCCGGAACCGUGCCAUGACCAUUGAACACUAGCCGCCGCCCC
Molecule: messenger RNA, 1592 nt
Organism: Thecamonas trahens ATCC 50062
Lineage: Eukaryota; Apusomonadida; Apusomonadidae
Exons: 1
Coding region: 122-1582 (486 amino acids)
Molecular function (GO): RNA binding
Source: RefSeq, a predicted model, not a curated record